GGGAGGGGGGGGGUGCAACAGGGAAACAAUGAGGCCUUUUGGUGAUUGUACAGGAUCCACCCUCAGCUUCCCAGUGUGUCCCCUCUGCGGGCUGGAUCCGGGUGGCUGCUUGGGGGUGGGGCAGGGGGCCCUGAAUGGGCCCCUUGUCUCAGCCCUGGGUGUGGGCCAGGCUUCCCGGGCACACAGUGCCCUCGCCAGGCCUGGCCAGCCUCUGUGGCUUCCACCCCCAGCUGGCUGAGGAUGGGGCCCAGUGAGGGAGCAGGCCCCUCCCAGACAGCCUCAGCUGGGCUCCUGGCCAAGGCAGAAGCAGCAGGUAGGGAUAAGGCCCCCAUCUAGUGGGGAAGUGGGGGAAAGCGGCUGCCUCAGCUCAUGCGAGCCCUGUCCCCCGCCUGGAGAGCACCUGUGGAAGGCUGGGUGCCGGAGGCUGGCCCUGUGGCUCCCGAUAUUUAUGACCUUGGGCAGGCUCUCUGGUUCCUUUGAAUCCCAGCUUCCUCGUGGGUAAAAUGGUGCUGACGGUCAUACCUGCCUGAGGGCUGCCGUGAGAAUCACAGGACAUCAUACACGGAAAACGCCCAGCAGCCCAGCGCCCCGUACAUGUUAGUUUCCCUUUCAUGUCUUUGCGGGAAGAAGGGCUAAGGGCUCAGAGAUUGGCUCUGGGCUCUUGGAAGGGCCUCGGGGGUUGGGGUCAAGGUCAGGCAGGCUCUCACAAUGGGCUGGAACUCUCGCUCACUCUGGGUUCUCAUCCACUUUGACUCCUCUCCCUGUCCCAGGGAGGGGAGGGACGGCCCAGGAUGAAUUGUCAGGGGGAGCUUUCCCCCUAGAUUCCUUAUUUAUUUCUUCACUGCUGCAUUUGAAAUUCCUGAGAGACCUCUUAGGUGGCAGCCACUGGCCUGCAGACUGCCCCCCACACCCUCCCCCCGUGCCAAAUGCUGGUUUUGCCCCCUACUUGGGACUUGUAAAUUGGGAGAAAUGGCUAUCAGAAGACUCUUCCAGUGGGUUUGGCGAAAGAUUACUUCCUUGGUGUUUUUCUGGAAACACAGAGCUAAGUCAACCAUUGUGGAACACCCUGACUCUAAGAAAUCUGCAUUGAAGAUGGAGAAGGCUUCCAGUGUGGUUGAGACUUGCAUGUUGGUUGAGCCCCUUAAAGAGGCUAAAGUCUGCAGGAUGGGAGUGUUCCCCAAGGUGACUGAUCCCUGCACAUUGGCCAAGACAACAGAUGGGGCUAAAGUGGAGCUGGAUCGUGGGAGCCGGUCCCUGUUGCAGCUGCCCCGGACGGCUGCCAACUCUGUCUCCACAAUCAUGGUCUCGGCUUUCCAGUCUGGCUGGCAAAUGUGCAGCUGGAAGUCAUCUAUGAGUUCUACCUCAGUUCCUUCCGAAAUAAGGACCGGGUCCCUUUUGCAGUCACGGGAAGCUAAGAUGCUGCGGGAAGUGUAUCUGGUGCUGUGGGCCAUUCGGAGACAAUUGCAGCAGCUGGCUCACAGGCAAGAGAGGCGCAGAAGGCACCACAACUGGGCCCACACUUGCCCCAAGCCUGAAGCAGUUCAGGGCCUGAAAAAGGAUGCCUCUAGGGGAAACCCCACAUCCUCAGAAAGCCCCCACCUCACUCUUAGGUAAGGCUGAUAGGAGAGGUUAGGGCAGCAGGCCAGGAGUUGUGGGUGAGGAGACAUUUUCACACUGUUACCUCUCAUCAGGAACCCAGGCCAGGCCUGGGGUCCCACUUCUCCCCUUCAUUCCUUUUAUUCAAUUUGUAAAAAAAUUUUCAAACUGUUGGGAAAUAAAUAUCAGAUAUUUCUGA
Molecule: messenger RNA, 1795 nt
Organism: Myotis daubentonii (Daubenton's bat)
Lineage: Eukaryota; Metazoa; Chordata; Mammalia; Chiroptera; Vespertilionidae
Gene: SPACDR
Product: sperm acrosome developmental regulator
Source: RefSeq, a predicted model, not a curated record